This is a messenger RNA of Uncinocarpus reesii 1704, 738 nucleotides long. RefSeq lists its product as uncharacterized. Gene Ontology annotation, biological process: ergosterol biosynthetic process. The record is from RefSeq and is a predicted model, not a curated record. Bases 1 to 738 code for a protein of 245 amino acids. The transcript has a single exon. Lineage: Eukaryota; Fungi; Ascomycota; Eurotiomycetes; Onygenales; Onygenaceae. Gene Ontology annotation, molecular function: iron ion binding; C-4 methylsterol oxidase activity.
AUGUCGUUCAUAACAUCAUUCCCAGCCAAGUGGGAAGGGAUUUGCAUGCGUUAUCCUCCAGGAUGGAUUGAGGGCGUUGGCUCAGCCCUCGUCCAGGUUUUUGGCUUCAUCAUCCCUGGCCUGGUCUUUUUGGCCAUCGACAUGCUCAAACCGGUUGCAUUCGACAAGCGAAAGAUCCAGCAAGAAUCCAAACAGCCUUCCAAACGACAAAUGAUUUCAUGCCUGAAGCUUGUGUUUGGAAACCAGGCGUACCUGAUCGGCUCUCACUUUCUCCUCCUGCACUUCUUGAAAUACAAGUUCUCGAUUUUCCGCAUGGACCCGCAACUCCCCAGUAUCCUCGAGGUCGUGGUGCAGUGCACCGUGGGUGCACUGCUGAGAGAAGUGUUGUUUUAUUACGUGCACCGUUUGAUGCAUACCAAGAUGCUCUAUAGAAAGGUCCAUCGGGUUCACCACGAAUUUCGGGCUCCGGUUGCCCUUGCCGCAAUUUACUCGCACACUUUGGACCACAUCCUCGUCAAUGCAAUGCCGAUUUAUCUCCCAAUGGCAAUCCAGAGAGCCCAUUUCUUGACUUUGAUGCUGUUUGCGGGAGUUGCAGUGUUUGAUGCUGCGGUGUCGCACAGCGGGUAUCAUCUAUUCCGCGUACCGGAUGUCCAAAGCCACGACGUUCACCAUGAGAAGGGCAAUGUCAACUUUGGAGUGCUGGGACUGAUGGACUGGCUUCAUGGCACCAAUGCCUAG